AUGAGUGAUCAACGCUCGAUCGAAGGAAAAAAUCUGUUGCAUCAUGAUUCGCCACGACGUCAUUCGCAUGCUUCUUGUGGGAUAACAGUAUUGGUUCACGAAGCUGAUGCGCUAAGGCAGCAAAACUCUAGUUUAUGUCAACAAUUAAAAGCACUUCAAUUUCAAAUACAACGGCAACAAAUAAUUUUUGACCAACAGCUACAUAAAAGUGUUUCUACUCAACCAACUAUCCCUAACAAAUCAACUGGUCAAGCUCACGAUUUUAAAGAAGAAAUAAAUAAUUUAAAAGAAGAAAACAGUAAUUUAAAUGAGCAAGAUGAUCAAUUGAAGAAAGAGAUAAACACUUUAGAACAAGCUAAUGAUGCAAUGAAGGAAAACAUAAAUAAUCUUAAACAAGAAAACAGUGAUCUAAAACUAGAAUUUCGCCGUUUACAACAAGAAAACAGUCGUUUAGAACAAGAAUACCGCCGUUUCGAACAAGAAAGUCGCAUUUUAAGACAAGAAAUUGAUCGCUGUAUCGAGGAAAAUAAUCGUUUAAAAAACAGUUGA
Rotaria socialis is the source of this 549-nucleotide messenger RNA. The record is from the annotation of a GenBank genome assembly. NCBI's taxonomy places the organism in Eukaryota, Metazoa, Rotifera, Eurotatoria, Philodinida, Philodinidae.